UGAAAUGAAUGUUGUUUCUUACUUCGCACGAUUUCGCGCGUUAAAUGUAAAUCGACGUGAUUGUUCGUUGUGCGACAAAGAUCGGUAUUCGGUGAAAACCCCCAAGCGAACGGGUGUCAAUGACAACAAGGAGAUUCCACGAUCCAUACGGUUGUAAACACAAAAGUCAAAAGCGACGUUCAACUUGUAUAAAAAAGAGCCGAUCCUUGAUCGAUAAUUGACGAUCCCGAUUGCGCACCCGAUGCAAUUGACUCGUGUUGCGAGAGAAGAGUGACUCAAAAGACGAGAAUUUAUUCAGCUUUAACAGUUAUAUCGAGCCCGUAAUUACGGGAGUCGAGACAAUAAUAAAACGUCACGCGCUAAUUAUUUCCGUCGACGCGAACGACACGCUACCGAGUUUGUGAAUGAAAAAGAAGAUCGUAUAUACGUGCGCGUAUAUGUGCGUGCUUGUUGUUAAUGAAAAAACGAGAUUGUGUGCGCGUGUUUAUACUUGGAAGUGUUGCGUUAUCUGACGAGUCUUCGGAUAAACGCGAUUAGUCAUCAGUUAGCGGAUUAUGACACUGCGAGUUAGUCACUGAUAAUUCGUUUUCGGCGAUUGUGCACGAUCGCAUCGCGCUCGUUUUGUUUUUCAUAUUUUUGUUCGAUCGUCCGUCGUCUUCGUACGAUUGUUAUAAGAUGGUAAGAGUAAGCGAAAUACGUUCCGCCAACGAAGGUUUACUGAUGCGUAGCAGAUGCGCGAAUGGCAGUUUGGAUAGUAUAGAUAGAUAUUCCGAACAUAGUUUCUACGGGAUUGAUACGAGGGAACGUAGCUGCAGGAACAUGUGUAACGAUUGUAUGGCCAGAGUGCCAUACGCAACUCUCAUAGCAACAAUCAUGUGUUGCUUGGGAGUUGGCAUUUUUUGUGGAACAAUGUACAGAGGAGCAACAUUGUGUGCUCUUAUGAUGGACCAGGUGUUCCACUUACAUCUCGGAUGGUUGGAAGCUGUGCAACUUGUGUUCGCAUCAAUUGGUGCUUGUAUGGCAGCUUUGGGAUUUAUGAUUCUUUGUGUUGGUUGCCUCGCAACCGGUGCCACAAGACACAAAGUCUAUCGAGCUUGGAGAUCCAGAGUAGGUGGACGUAUCUCCUGUGCUGUUUUUAUGACUAUCAUCUACAUUCUGCAAAUAGCUUGGCUUCUGAUAUUUGCAUUUUUAGUUAUCACAACACUGAUAUUCACAAUAUUCUGGGGUUUGUGCAACAACCCGCGUGUUCAGUCUCUCGACGAGUGCAUUGAUUUCACUCAGUUCGGUUUCUUGUUUCCAAACAACACGCGAGUGCAAGAUAUGCAGGUAUGCGGAGCUCAGGAGGUCAAGCUCUUUUGCAAGGACUUUGUCGAAAAGGCCGAGGUGAUGUUUAUCUUGGCAACCGCGGCUGCCAUGCUGGUCAUUCUGAGUUUGAUACACUACCUGAUGUGCUUGUCUGCCAAUUACGCGCACAUACGGGAUCACGAGAAGUUCCAGGAUCUGCAGGAGUUGCAGUAUAUACAGGUCGCGGCCGAUCCGGACUCACCCCAGCCGGGGAUGGGCACUUUGGGCUCCUCCCGCGGCAAAGACAGAUUCUAGGAUACGGCCCGCGAGAUCUUCACUCUGAAUCCUUUGUAAGGAGCCUACUUACCAGGAAUAUGUAGGAAAUCCUUAUGCUCGAUUGGAAAUUUCUUCCGAGUACAAUAGACUCUUGAUACAAGUUAGUCUACUGUGCGCAAUAAGUGAAACAUGGAAGGUGAUCGAACUAGUGCAGGUAAAAAUAUGUGUGAGUAGGAGGAGUAACUUAUUCGGUGGAUCUAUAUUCUGUAACUUGUAACGUACGAGUUACGAAUCUUUGUCUUCAGACAAAAUGUUUUGCAACGUACGUACAUUAACGAUCACGAAUUUAUCGUUACAAGUUACAAGUAUAAGGAAGCUGGACUAACUUACAUCGAGGGUUUAUUUUCCUCUCUUCUCUGUGUACCUUGAACUCGGUAUUCUGCUAGUUUACCGAUAUGAGGAUCUUGCGGGAACCAACUCUAUGCCGUCCAUUUUAUCUGCGACUGUCAUGCGUAAGCAUUUACUUUAUUUUAUAUAUAAAGGAGAUUUAUUACGGUGUACCAUUUCAUUUGUCGCGCAACAAAUAGAACAUACCAAUUGGCUGCCGGUCGGAUAUGGUCUUUUUUGUGGUAACAUUUGUUGUAUAUGUUUCGCGUACCUGCAUAUGUAAUGUAUAACUCUCCAGCCUAUCUGUGUCAAUAAAGACAUUGUAGUUGUUUGCGGCCAUAUGAUUGAAAGACUGUAUCUCGUAGAAACUAAGUAUCAAUUAGAAUACGGAUAAUAUAUAUAAAUUCCCUUUCACUAUUUAUCGGCCAUCCGAAGACGAUGGCUUUAUAAAAUCGAAAUCUUAGUUUUUAUUAUGUAAACAAAUCUAACAACUACGCGACGAAAGUUCUCUGUUUGUGUAUUUGUCGGCAACCAAUCGGUACGUUUCGUACGUCGUAUAAAUGAAAUGGUAAUUUUAGAGUAGAACAUAUAUAUAUUAUAUAUAUAUAUAUAUAUAUAUGAAGUGACCCGUGUCUCUGCUAUAAUCCGAGACUGAUAAUCAAAAGAUCAUGAAUCCGAUUGAGGGUCGUUCCUUUUCUAUCAGGCAGUGUCGAAGUUACAACUUUAUGUGUUAAAGACGUUUACGCCACUGCCUAUACGCUGGCAACUCCACUGCUGUUACUUCACCACGGAAUUUUUCCCUAAGAAUAAAAAUGUGUUCAGGCGCUUCUGUGGUUCGUACUAUUCGCUUUAAAAGUUGUAGACGUCUUUAACGCGCUCGUGAAGAUUUUAAAAGCUCGCUUUUCGAGCUUGGACUUGAAUAUUUAAGAUUGUCCACAUAUCUCGCGUCUGUUUCUUCGUUCGUUUCUUAUUUGAGUUGACAUUUUGAUUAUCGAGCAAGAAUUAGCACACUGUCUGUUCCCAGAUACAAUAAUUUUCUGUUAUUUUUCACUUUUACAUGUCGGCUCAUACGUAAGAUUUUUUUUUUUUCACAGUGAUUUAAAUCCGUAAAUUUGCAAACUUUUUUUGUGAUCUCGGACGUAUGUAAGUUAUGUUUAGAUGACAUUUUGUAAACUCUUGCGCACAUAGCUACAAAUACGUGAAAUCCUGACGUGUACGUGGUUUAAACGCACACAGAAUGCAGCGCACAAAGAAUUUUUUGUUUUUUUUAAUUUUGUUUUUUAUUUUGUUUUUCCGAUAUUACCGCCUAACGAGAUUCAACAACGAUUUAAAAUCGUCACCGGUCUAAUAGUUUUCGGUAUUAGGUACUAAUUGUUCUUGAACUUGUACGUGUACGUACAAACGGUAUUCUAAAUGUCUUCAGUACUGAGAUUUUUUUACAAGGUAUUUUUUAUACAUAUACAUAUAUGUUUACAUACCGAACAAAGCAUAUGUAUAUUUUCGUUACAUUCCGAAUAUUUAGAGUAUGUUGGAAAAAUGUGUGGGAGCUAAAAUCGCGAACGUUAACAAAAAGAAUAAUUAUUACUAACAUUGUUUAUAUAACAUUGUAAUUAGGAGAGUAAUUCAUAUUUGUUCUAAACGUUGUUGUUGCGAAUUAAAGUUGCGUUGAAUAAUUUUUUUCCAACAUAUUCGAUAUAUUUAUGUCACUUGUGCAAUUAUACAUAGGAAGCUCAGUUUUUUAUAAUUAAAUAAGAAAUUUGUCCUGAAAAUUAAGUGUGACAAAACAAAAAAAAAAAAACGUAAAAAUGUGCACGCGGAAGAAUAUAUAUCUCUAGAUUGAUAGAUUCUGAUAAGAAAUCAAAAUCUCUCUGCUACCUGUGCAUGUGUAUAUCGACUCUUGUUGUGAAAAAAGCACAAACACAAAUAAAAAAAAUUUAUAUUUUUCCGAAUAAAAGAAUUUCUAUUAAAUGUAUAAAAAGAAAAGAUUGAAUUCUUCUAUGCACGUUAGUUGUGCCAAAAAUUGAAAGAAGAAAAGACUUUGGCUCUGAACAAUCGCGAGUUCUUCGAGAACUUCUUGUUUAUAUGUUAUUACUUGCUCAAAUCUUUAUACAAUUAAAUUUUCGUGAAAUGUGCAGGCAAUAAUUCUCGUGUUUUUUUUGUGAAUAAUUUGU
Messenger RNA from Pseudomyrmex gracilis, 4118 nucleotides. RefSeq names its product neuronal membrane glycoprotein M6-a (gene M6). Gene Ontology annotation, biological process: neuron projection development. The record is from RefSeq and is a predicted model, not a curated record. Lineage: Eukaryota; Metazoa; Arthropoda; Insecta; Hymenoptera; Formicidae. The coding region runs from base 676 to 1599 and encodes 307 amino acids. The transcript is spliced from 5 exons. Gene Ontology annotation, cellular component: plasma membrane.